AUUCGAAAUCGCACCUCAGAUACAGUCAAAGCAUCGCAGAGCCUCAAGACAACUUCUGUUCGUCCGAAACACCCAUAUCAAGACACGAACACAAGUUUCAUCAAACUACCUCCACAAUGUCUGCUGCCACCUAUCAAACCAACGGCUUCGUCGAUGCCACCAGGGCAGAGGACCAUUUCGCGCAGCAAUUCGAUCUCUCCAACCCAGACGACGCACGAUGCUCAUAUCAAAGACUCAUGCACCAACACACCAAGCAACAAUUCGAAAUGGCCACCGCCUCAUCACGACGCCGAUCCGCCGCUUCAUCAUCAACAGAGCCCGCUUCUUUAUCAACUGAGUCAAGUCGAGGCUCCGUCAGCUCGACAUCAUCAUAGUCGACCGCUUGUAAUACGAUUUCAAGGACGCAAUUACACACCACUCUUGUCCCACUUAGCGAGCGUUCUCUUAUUUCCUUAUCAUCUGAAUGGAACUGGCGCUCUUGGACUCCACACACAUCAAACAUGCUUGAUACAAUAGCACUGGGACCUACACAUCUUCACCUCACGAUAACGAGCGACGUGACGGAGCAUUGGGUCGGCGCCACAUGGGUCGGCGUCGCAUGUCAUGAAGAACAUCCUUAUCUCGUACGAAACGCUGGAAAUCUUGUUCCCACGGAGGUAAACAGUACUUCGACAAUAGCGAUAUAUCGACAGAGCUCUAGGAAUGAAGUAUCAGAGGGAGUUUUGAUGAGGUCUCCUUUGGGGUGUUCAGAUAUCGGCGACAUGUUUUUGUACUUCUAGUUUGCAGCGUA
Messenger RNA from Cercospora beticola, 790 nucleotides. RefSeq lists its product as uncharacterized. The record is from RefSeq and is a predicted model, not a curated record. Lineage: Eukaryota; Fungi; Ascomycota; Dothideomycetes; Mycosphaerellales; Mycosphaerellaceae.